UUGGGUGAACUAAUAACUUAUGGCUUACAAACAUAUGUAAGUCAUUAGUUGAAAAUUUUAACUUAUAGUUUCUGACUUAAUUUUGUUGUUUUGUCUUAUAAACAAAUCCGAACACAACAAAAAUGUUUGAAUAUGUAAUGCAAAUUAAGUAAUACUACUGUAUAUAGGAGGGUACGUUGCAUCUUAGUUAGCUAAGAAUUUCCUUGAUUCAAUUAGGAAGUAUCGACCUAUCUGGAUCUGCAUCCAUCCACAUUAUUCUUGUCACAAUUUCCUUUUUGACUUUAGUGCUUGAAUUCUCCGCCUACAAAUUUAUGAGGAGGAAUCCUACCAUCAAGAUUCAUAUAAUGUUGUUAAUCACGUCCACUAAUUAUAUUCUCUGAUAUUCUGUAACUUCAAGGACUGAUUUUAUGCACCCUUUUGCUUUAUCAACUAAAGUAGUAAUUAACAAUGGCAUACUGGCCUAGUACCCUCCAAUCAAAUUAUGCAAAUCCGCCAUGGAUGAACAAAGCUGACAAUGCUUGGCAAUUGACUUCAGCCACCCUUGUUGGCCUUCAAAGUGUGCCAGGUCUUGUCAUCCUUUAUGGAAGCAUCGUCAAGAAGAAAUGGGCUCUUAACUCCGCUUUGAUGGCCCUUUACGCUUUUGCAGCAGUCCUUGUUUGUUGGGUUGGCUGGGGAUACCAAUUAGCCUUUGGUGACACGUUAGUUCCAUUUCUUGGAAAACCAGAUAUUGAUGCGUUGGAACAAAAGUUCCUAAUGAGUCAAUCAUUCAUUGGCAAGUUUCCAAAUGCUUCAAUGGUCUAUUUUCAGUUUGUGUUUGCGGCCAUCACUUUGAUUUUAAUAGCUGGUGCCCUGCUGGGGAGGAUGAAUUUCAUUGCGUGGAUGUUGUUUGUUCCUCUUUGGCUUACUUUUUCAUAUACAGUGGGUGCAUUUAGUAUAUGGUGCCCUCAAGGUUGGCUGUUCAGGAUGGGAGUUAUUGACUAUUCCGGAGGUUUUGUUAUUCACCUCUCUUCUGGUGUUGCUGGUUUCACUGCUGCUUAUUGGGUUGGACCAAGGGCACCUAGAGACAGGGAGAGGUUUCCACCAAAUAACAUACUGUUAAUGUUGGCUGGUGCUGGCAUUCUAUGGAUGGGAUGGACAGGAUUCAACGGCGGUGAUCCAUAUGUAGCUAGCCUUGAUGCAUCCUUAGCGGUCCUUAACACGCAUGUAUGUGCUGCAAUGAGCUUGCUAACUUGGCUAAUGUUAGACAUUCUGUUCUAUGAAAAGCCUUCUGUGAUUGGUGCUACCCAAGGGAUGAUCACUGGCUUAGUUUGCAUUACUCCUGCAGCAGGGGUGGUGCAAGGUUGGGCAGCAAUAAUAAUGGGGUUAUUGUCCGGAUGCAUUCCAUGGUUCAGUAUGAUGUUCCUUCACAAGAAAAUGUGGUUAUUAAAACAAGUAGACGAUACCAUGGCAGUGUUCCACACACACGCGGUAGCAGGAACCUUAGGUGCGAUCCUGGCAGGUGUAUUGGCAAAUCCAAGACUCAGUCGCAUCUUUUACAUGGUUGAUGAUUGGACAAAGUAUACCGGCCUUGCUUAUGUUAUUCAAAGUGGGAAGUACGAUGCAGGGCUCAGGCAAUUAUUGGUACAAUUGAUAGGUAUCGGUUUUGUUUUCGCUUGGAAUGUCAUCAGCACUAGUGUGAUUUGCUUAUUAAUUAGGAUGGUGGUUCCUUUGAGGAUGACAGAGGAAGAGGUCAGUGAGGGAGAUAAUGCAGUACAUGGAGAGGAGGCCUAUGCAUUGUGGGGUGAUGGGGAGAAAUUUGACAACUCAAGGCUCCAGUUAGGUCAUGAAAUUGAAGAAGCUCCCUUGUCCAAAAGUGGCUAUGGACUUUGAUUGGACUGAGUCUGGUGUGUUACGACAUAUUAAAAUAUUUGUCAAGUUAAAUAAUUCUUAAGACUUUCCCUCUUGGAAGGUGUCCUCUAAUUGUAGUCUUUAGAUACAAUAUUUAUAUGCUAUCAUACAAAUACUUUAAUCUGGACAGUUUGA
This is a messenger RNA of Capsicum annuum, 2022 nucleotides long. Its product is annotated as ammonium transporter 2 member 5. The record is from RefSeq and is a predicted model, not a curated record. Gene Ontology annotation, cellular component: plasma membrane. Lineage: Eukaryota; Viridiplantae; Streptophyta; Magnoliopsida; Solanales; Solanaceae. The coding region runs from base 448 to 1869 and encodes 473 amino acids. Gene Ontology annotation, biological process: ammonium transmembrane transport. The transcript has 4 exons. Gene Ontology annotation, molecular function: ammonium channel activity.